AAGUAUGCAUUGAUUUUUCUAUUCGGUGAAAAUUUUUUCAUUGCUCAGAUUUUUAUUCUAGUGUCCGGCUGGUUUUCGGAAAUGGGUCAACCACGAAGUAGCAGCCGAACUCCGCCCCGUAGCUACCGGAAGUCAAAUAAAACGUCUUCUCAUCACAGUCGCCGCCGCAGUCGGAAACAUGGAAGAAGCUCCCGUCGCUACCGAAGCAUCAGUAGUCGAAGUACGUUAAGCCACAGCUCAAUAUCCGAUUGUUCGUCUUGUGUGACGCCAGAUCGAACUCGUCCUGUGAACCCACCGCCGAGUACUUGUUUGGGAGUGUUUGGGUUGAGUUGCUACACUCGUGAGUCGGAUUUGAUGAAUAUCUUUAGUCGUUACGGAGCGAUCGAUAAAGUAGUAGUCGUGUACGAUGCUCAAACGAAGGCUUCCAGAGGGUUUGGAUUCGUUUACUUCCAGGAUAUAGAGGGAGCCUCGAUUGCUAAGGCACAGUGUAAUGGCAUGAUGGUGCACGAGAAAACUAUCCGUGUUGAUUAUUCCAUUACCGAUCGUCCACACACUCCGACACCAGGAAUGUACAUGGGCAACAAAGAUUCCAGGAAGAGACACCACCGAACCGUUCACCGCUAUCGGGGUAGAAGUUAUGAUGACGAUUACUACUAUAAACAUUCAAGGCGCUCACCGCGGCGUCACAGCACGAGAUACCGUCGUCAUCGUCGUCGUAAUUCAUCCCGUUCGCGCAGCCGCUCUUGGUCAUGCUCUACCAGUGAUUCACAUCGCUCCUAUCGAUGUUCUCGUCGCUGAUGGGAUCUGAAAUUAUAUUUGCCAUCAUCACAUCAUUAUGCGGACAAUAAUUAACCAAAUAGCAAUUUUAGUCAUUAUAUUAUAGUGAAUUGCAAUUGUUUUCUCGUUAAAUACAUUGAAGACUUUAACAAUA
Toxorhynchites rutilus septentrionalis is the source of this 931-nucleotide messenger RNA. RefSeq names its product transformer-2 protein homolog beta-like. Gene Ontology annotation, molecular function: RNA binding. Gene Ontology annotation, cellular component: spliceosomal complex. Bases 82 to 798 code for a protein of 238 amino acids. The transcript is spliced from 4 exons. NCBI's taxonomy places the organism in Eukaryota, Metazoa, Arthropoda, Insecta, Diptera, Culicidae. The record is from RefSeq and is a predicted model, not a curated record. Gene Ontology annotation, biological process: positive regulation of mRNA splicing, via spliceosome.